Messenger RNA from Clarias gariepinus (North African catfish), 4731 nucleotides. It is a transcript of the gene urb2, whose product is annotated as URB2 ribosome biogenesis homolog. Lineage: Eukaryota; Metazoa; Chordata; Actinopteri; Siluriformes; Clariidae. Gene Ontology annotation, cellular component: nucleolus. The record is from RefSeq and is a predicted model, not a curated record. Gene Ontology annotation, biological process: ribosome biogenesis. Bases 91 to 4629 code for a protein of 1512 amino acids. The transcript has 10 exons.
CUUUAACAGGAACACGUGUGUGAUGUGACUGUAACUACUUGGGAUGUUAAGAGAGAAUAGUGCCUUUAAAAACCUGGACUUGCUUCAAAAAUGACUGCCAUCUACUCUGGGGUCCAUGAAAAACUAAACAGUCAUCUCACACCAUGGCCAGAUAAGCUGAAGCUAGCUCGAUUUGCAUGGGUAUCCAAUCAAUGCCUUCUUCCAAAUAAAGAACAGUUUUUGUUUGACUGGGUUGCUCGUGCCCUAUCCGGUUAUUACAGCAAGAAAGUAGAGGUGUCGCAGGAGGUGCUGGAAGGUUUAUGGACCUACCUGACAGAAAUUCUUCAUAGUAAGAAGCUUUGUAAUGUCCUGAGGACAGGAAAGACCUUUAAGAUACACCCAGCAGUUCCCCAGAUUAUCAAUGAAAGGAUUUUGGAAAGCACGUCAGGAACUCUGUCUGUUGACUUGUCUACUAUUCUGAGUUGUUGUGAAGGAAUCCUGACAAUUCCUGUUCUCGCUGUGACAUACACUGCCAAAUAUGAGCUGCUGGUGGAGGUUGUGGUUAGGACCAGUGGCCUGGCUUGUUUUCAGCUCCAGCAGCAGGACUCUUCCGAGUCCCUUUCAGUUAAGGUGUUUGAAGUUCUGCUUCUUGUACUAAGCACCUAUUUAACUGUGCAAAAACAGCAAGGAAACCCUAAGAGAGUUUUUGUUCAGGUGACAGAACACCUUCUACAGCACCUCUGUCUGUUAAGACACUUAAUAACCUCUAGGACAUGGACAGAGAAGGAUGAUACAAGGAUCCGGCAACACAUAUGCAAAGAGAUCCGGAGCAAAGUGGACUUGAUUCUUCAGUCUGCUCUUUUCUAUCAUGAGCACCUACAGUACUACAAAGAAGAAGUUCUCCCAUCAGAACAGGGAUCAGGUGGAAAAAAGGGAUCUACAGGCAAAACCUUGCUCUGCCCUGCUGCAACUAUUCUGUCAAAACUUGUACAUGGACAUGAUGUUAAUGAAGAGUCUUUUUUUUACAGUGUCCAAGCCAAUUCUCUUCCACUGCUCUUCAAAUUCUUUUUAGAUGCAUUUUGCAAGGGAGGAGAGAACAAGCUGGUUUGCUUUCAUCUUAUGACAAAGUUUCUUACAGCUCUUGAGUUUACACAGGACCUGAAUGUCAAAGAAACCUUUAAUGAGGCAAACUGGAGCUUUGCUCUGCUUGCCAUGGAGAAGAUUUUAAACUCCUGUUUGGCUGGAGAUAUUUAUAAUGUAGCUGCAGACAAAAUACAUCAUGGAGAGGUGCAGUUCAAUUUCUACAGGAAAGUAGCUCAGCUUUUAUUCAAUAAUGCACAGACAGGAAUUCCAGCUUGGUAUCGCUGCUUGAAAGUAUUGCUUUCACUGAACCACCAAAUUAUAGAGCCAGAUCUUGAUGAGCUUGUGUCUGCUGUCUGGGUGGAUGCUGACAUCAUGGAAGUACGGGUGAAGAAAGCUCAAGAGACUCUUGUUUGUGCAGUCCUUCAGACCUACACGAAGCUACGUCAGCUGCCAAGACUCAUUGAGGAACUACUUUUGGUAAUCUGUAGACCAGCUGCUGAUGAACUGAGGCAGGAGUUGUUGCCUGAGGCUUUGCAAAAUUGCUUAAGUCAGUGUCUCUUGGACAACCCUCCUAGCCAGAAUCUUGAAAUUUGCAGACUUAUUCUGGAGAAGAUGCUUAGUGAUCUCCCUUAUUUCCAAAAGGGAAGAAGGGAGUCUGCGCUAAAAAUGUUUUCUCUGAGUGUUCUCAUGCACGAAGUGGUCUUUAGUCUUAAGACGCUAGAUGACAGCACUCCUUUGCCCAUAAUCAGAAAAACACAAAGUCUUAUGGAGGAAAUGCUACAUUUUGUUACGGCACUGCUGCAGUCUAUAGAGGGAGUUUUGAUCUCAGACAAGACCUGGGUAGAAAAGAUUCAAGAAGCAAGUCUUCUUCUUACUCACACUUGGCAUGAGGCAGACACCCUCUUUCAAAUUCAUUGCAGUAAAUACAUCUCACCAGCUAGUCUAACUGAUGAUGUCAGUCCCAUGUCUGAUACAAUCCAGAAAGUUUUGGCACUUACAAUCUCAGGAGGCCAAGUCAGUCCACUAAGCAGGUUUCUUCAAAAACAUCUUGCGCUCCACAGAAUGAAGAGAUACUUGCUCAACUUACCUUCACCCACUCUGGACAUGGACACCCAAAAUUUUCUCUAUCAGACUGCUCAAGUUGUUGCGCAUAAUCAUGAAUUUUCAGUUAAUAUGUACACUGACCAAACAUGGGACCGUCAGCUUUGCAGUGUUAAUAGUGACACCUAUUCAGUAGCUUUUUGGUUUUUAAUAACUACUAACCUGCCAUUAAUUGCUCCAUACCUUACACAAGAGGUUACAUCUCGCAUAGCAGAGACCAUCCUGAACUCGCUGCUUCAGGGUCACUCAAGAAACAAUAUGGAGAAGAGUGAGCUGUCAUUCCUACUUAUUUCGAAACAACUGCUUGAAAGCAGAGUGCUUUGUGAGUUGCCCAGUUUGCACUCAGCAGUGGUAACUUCCAUAACAAACAAAUUUUUUGGAGUGCCAGAUGCUUCCGAAGUACAGGCCUUUUGUCCAUCAUUUUUUAAAUCCAGCACCGAAAUUGGUGUCGCAUCUGAAGGUCCUAAUGAUGACGUCUCUUCAUCUUUUAACAGACUGAAAGCCAUAGCACAGAACAUUAUCGACAGUGCUAAAUCUGGUGCUUCCAUCACCAUAUCUGAAACACAAGUAGACGCCCUUCUGCAGUUAUUAAGGAUAACACAUGUCCUAAAUCCCUAUGCAAUGUCUCCUGAAGAUUACGUAGGACUUUUUUGGGGUUUGCUCUUCAUGAUGCUUUGUGUGCAACGAAAUGAAAAUGGAGUAUUUUCAGUACCAGUCAACCUUUUAAAAGAGCUAUUUGCUCUCAUGGAUUCAUUCUUGGUGGGUAAAAAUUCUCAUGCAGUCCUCAAAGUUGUACAUGGUAGUACGCUCUUGGAGAUGGUGAUGACCUCUCUUUUCUCUCGCUGUGAAAAGAAUCUGUUUCAAAGUCUGGACAAUUCAGCUUGGUUUUCUUUUCUCCAGUCAGUCCAAACUUUUAUUGACAGUAUAACUCAUGUUAUACUGGAGAGAAAAAGCAGCGUGCUAAUCAAUCUGGACAAGUUCACCAAUUUUAUGAUUGUCUUAGGAAAAUCAUAUCUGGACUCUGGGGAUUGUGAUGAAGCCCUGUACUCAUUUCAGCUCCAUUUAGUAACUUUGAGCACACUUUGUAAGGACAUAAUGUCUGUGUUGGGAAAAAGUACUCAGCUGGAUGAGGCUUUAACUCAGUCGUUGGAAAAGAUCAUCUCUGUAAUGGGACCUGCCACACAGACUGUGCUGAUUAGAAAGUCAGACAAUGGACACAUUCAGUCAUUCUUUAUUGAUGUGGUGACUGUAAUGAUCCAGGCUGAGUUAGCAAAGGUCUCUCAUCAGACCCAGGAUAUUAGUGAUGGUGAUCAAAAACACAAACUAUCCAACAUGGCACUGUACAGUAGCUUUGGCCAGCAGAUUUUGGAGGAGAUUUACUUAGCAUCACAACCUGUAGAGUUCAUCAUUGCAUCCCUCAAUUAUCUCUCAGGAUUUUAUUUGGCUGUAGAGAAAACACAAGAGUCCAAUCUUGACAGUCUUCAUUUUAAGAUUCUGCAGAGUGUUUAUAAGCUAUUAUCAGGUGAGUGGCUUUCUGUAUCAGAGGCAAAAGAACUGGAAGUCCCACUUGGGAAUCUUCUCACUCAGCUAAUGGUCAACUCCUCAGAAGAACAACUCCAGUCAUUAUUUCUCAUGAUCCGGGAUGGACUUAAUGCAUCCCAGAUUGAAAUAGGCUGCUACAAAGAUGUGUUUGCAACUGUGACUAUAAUAAGACUGCUUGCCAGCUGUUCACUGUCAGAGGCCUCCACUGAGAAGUUCUGGAGUACUGUUCCUCACAUCAUGUCUUCUCUUGUUUUUGUGGUUAGAGCAUCUGGUCAAGUCUCUUCUCUAACCAGUAUACUGACUGUGCCAGUGAUAAAAACUCUAAUCACACUGCUCCGUCAAGGUGAAACUCAUCUCUCUGACCCUCACCAUGUUGUCCUGGUGCUCGGAGCUCUUGAGUUUGUGCCCCUGGAAAACCAAUGCAUGGAAGAGUAUUAUUCAGCUUUCCAAGCCAUUCAUGAAGUCUUGUAUGCCAUCAUCCUAUGCUACCCAAAGGUGAUGCUGAAAGCUUCUCCAGUCUUCCUGAACUGUUUUUACCGUCUGGUGGCAUCCAUUAUCCGAGAGGGCAGGCAGAAGGGGGAGAAUGAGAAAGGAAAAGAUUCUGAGAAGCUUUUAAAAUGUGCCAUGCUAGUGGAACGGAUGUACACCCAUAUUGGCACAACCGCAGAUGGUUUCACGCUGCUGAACGCUUUUAUUGUGGCUAAGUAUGUCACUGAACUCCAGAAGGUGACACUUCGACCAGAAAUUAAAACACAUCUGACAGAAGGCAUCUACUGCAUCCUCGAUCGAUGUGUUGAACAGGACAUAAAGUUCUUGAACAGGACAUUGCAAAUGGGUGUUAAGGAAGUAUUUAGUGAGCUCUACAAAAACUACACACAUUACCACAAAUCCCAAAGGCAAGGGGAAGAGAAGUACACUGUUUAACCCCAUUGUUAAAAAAUGUUUGUAUGAAUUAUGUUUUUUAUUACUGUUUUUUGACACGGAUAACAAGUGGAGGAGAAAUAAAUUUAUAUCUGUGAAACAUGA